Messenger RNA from Poecile atricapillus (Black-capped chickadee), 2735 nucleotides. It is a transcript of the gene MPV17L2, whose product is annotated as MPV17 mitochondrial inner membrane protein like 2. Lineage: Eukaryota; Metazoa; Chordata; Aves; Passeriformes; Paridae. The record is from RefSeq and is a predicted model, not a curated record. Gene Ontology annotation, biological process: mitochondrial ribosome assembly. The transcript is spliced from 6 exons. Bases 103 to 675 code for a protein of 190 amino acids. Gene Ontology annotation, cellular component: cytoplasm; membrane.
UGGCGGGGGGGGCACGGGGGGAAACCGGGAGGAACCGGGAGGAACCGGAGGCACCGGGAACCGGGCUGGUGGCCUGGGAGGGACGCUGGGGACCCAGCGGGGAUGCUCCUGCGCUCCUGGAAGUCGCUGUUCACCGGGCGGCUGCUGCUCCUGACCAACACCCUGAGCUGCGGGGGCCUCCUGGCAGCCGGGGACUGCCUGCAGCAGGAAUGGCAGCGCCGCAAGCGCCCCGACAGCCAGCUCCAACUGGGACGUACUGGGCGGAUGUUUGUGGUGGGCUGCAGCCUGGGGCCGCUGAUGCAUUACUGGUACCUCUGGCUGGACUCGGCAUUCCCGGCCCGGGGCGUGCGCUGCCUCAGGACGGUGCUGAAGAAGGUGCUCAUUGACCAGACCGUGGCAUCGCCCAGCAUGGGAGUCUGGUACUUCCUGGCCAUCGGCACCCUGGAGGGCCAAACUCUCCAGGAGAGCUGGGACGAGCUGAAGGAGAAAUUCUGGGAAUUCUACAAGGCUGACUGGUGCGUGUGGCCGGCGGCGCAGAUCCUCAACUUCCUCUUCCUGCCUCCCACCUACCGCGUGGUUUAUGUCAACGUGGUGACCCUGGGCUGGGACACCUACCUGUCCUACCUCAAGCACCGGGAGCCGCCGCGGCAGAGCCAGCGCAGCGCCGGGGCGUAGCGAGGGCACCGGGCCGUUCCUGCCUGCUCCAAAAGGAUUUCUGGCCAUUGUGGAUCCCCCUCAGCCGAGGGAGGGGAUGGCCAGAGCCAGCCCCCCACCUGCCUGCUGCCUGAUUAAUUCGUCUGCUAAUUACAGCCAUGGGUUGGGGUUGUAACAAUCUCUUGUUGCAGGAUAACCUGUAAAGUGAUUUUCUUCUGGGAUUUGCUGGCGGAGCCGGGGUGAGGAGGAGCUGCUGCAGCCCCUGGGAAGGGUCCUGGCUGGAUCUGUUCCCUCUCCAGGGCAAACCUGCCCCUUGCUGCUCCUCCAGCACCUUCCAGCCACCCAAAUCCCCACAAAGUGGAUUUUGGGAAGGAAUUCUUCCCUGUGAGGGUGGCGAGGGGCUGGGCUGGAAUUCCCAGAGCGGCUGUGGCUGCCCCUGGAUCCCUGGAAGUGCCCAAUGUGCCAGCCUGGCACAUUGAAAGUGUCCCUGCCCCUGGCAGGGGUGACAAGGGAUGGGAUUUCAGCUCAUUCCACCCCAAACCCACUCCAUGAUCCACUCCUGCAGCUCCUCACUCCUUCCCCUCCUGCUUUUUCUCUUCCAGCUCCAGGAUAAAAUCACUCCACUCCCCCCUCGCUGCCUCAGCUCCCGUUUUCCCCCCGGCUCCGGGCGGGGGCUGCAGCCACCUGGAUCCUCUAUAAAUAGGGAUGUGAUUGCACCCGCCGGCUCUGCGGCGCUCGGGAGGAGGAGGAGGGAUGGAGGGAGAGGGGGAGGUUGGAGCCAAAUUUUGGCCGACUUUGGGCCAUCACAUCCCUCUGCUCCCAGCCCUGGGCGAGCUGGACGCUCCCUGCAUAGCCCAAGAACUGAAUUAUUCCCAUUUUUUCAAUGAAAACUGCCUGAAUGGGAAUAUUCUUUUUUUUUUUUUUUCCCUUGAUUUUUAAAGCUGUGCCUUAAAGCUCUGCCCUGGUCCCUGCUGUCACACACUCAGGGGGGGACUCAACUCCUCCCUCUGCAGCAGCAGGAGCCAGCUGGGGGAUGAUAAUUAAAGAAAAAAAUCAGAUUAAUUUUGCUCCUCUCUGGCAACUCAGGGACCCCGCGGAACUUCUGAUCAGCAUCGGUUUAUUUCUUCACAACAUUUCUUUUAAUACAGUGAUUUUUAGGAAAUUGUACUCUUUUUGACACUUUUGACAUUUGUACAGUACAGUGUAACUCUUCCAUAAGUAAACUUCACAAAAAAGAGAGAGGGGAGGAGGGAAAAGGUGGAGGGAAAGGAGAUGGAAUCAUGGUUGGGGGGGAGAAAUAGAGGGGGAAAUCUGUAAAAUAAAGACACAGCGCUCCGGGAAAAAUAAAUACAGGGCAGCUCUGUCAUGGCUACGGGAAUAUCCACUUAUUCACAGUCUCCACAGAAGCACAGAACUACAGGAAAACGAGAUCCCAAAUCCCUGGAGCAAACCAGCCGAGCUCCCAGCCCCGCUCGCCCCCCACGAGCCCAACCCGGGGCCGAUUCGCUCCAGUGGGCUCGGCCUCGCUGACUGAAUUAAUUAUUCAAUCUUAUUUAAAUAAUAAGAGUUUUCUUGUGGUUUGGUUGGUUUUUUUUUUUUUGUCGUUGUUGUUUUGUUUUUGUUUUUUUUUUUUUUAAAAGUGAUAUUCACAAGCAAGGUUACCACACUGAGAGAGAGAGGAAAACAAAACCCAAAAAAAAAAAAAAAAGAAAAAAAAUCAGAAUAUAUAUAUAUAUAUAUAUAUAAAUGCACCACCACGGCCACAGCACAGCAGGUCACGCGCACAGCGUCACUUCCUACGCCUAUUUACAAGGAAUUUCUGUAUGUACAAGGAGGAAGACGGCGGGAGCAUAAAUUAGCAUCUAUUUAUACAAAUAAACAAGAGUCAGGAGAGAUCCAUCCAGCUGGAGGGGCAGGAGAGCCGGGCACGCCGAGCCUCCGGCAGCGGGAGCUCGCUCGGGGUGGAGGGGAGCACACCAGGGGCGAUGGGGAGAGAUGGGGGGGUCCUGUCACUGCACCCACACGCUGGGAAAGGGGGUCCCAGGGUUGGGGAUCCCCAGGACAGGGGGUUCCAGAGCAGG